AUGAGUUGCGAGGCAAACCGGGGAUCACAUGAGCAGAGAUCUGUUUACAAACUGGAGCUGGGAGGCUGAGAAAGCGAGAAACACAGCAGAUAGAGAACACUCUGGGACAACGCUUGAGACACACAUAGAUAGAUAGAUAGAUAGAUAGAUAGAUAGAUAGAUAGAUAGAUAGAUAGAUAGAUAGAUAGAUAGAUAGAUAGAUAGAUAGAUAAUGCUCCACCCUACACCCAAUCGAGAGAGAGCAAGAAAUUGUGGAUGAACUGCUAUCAGUCAUUGUAGGUUUUUGUUUUUCCUCUUCAAGGACUGACAGAGCAGAUGGUUUGAGGUGGCAAGAAAAACACUCCCUCAUCCUGGCUGCAUAUACCGUAGUCAUACACGCAACCACACGCUUUCUCGGACUGAAGAUCGCUUUGUUUUGAUUUUCUUCGUUUUCUUCUUUUUGGGAGGGCCCUGCGUAAGGAAUACCUUGGACGAAUCAGCCAUUUUCAGACACGCACAAAGAAGAGGACUUUCCAAGAAGCAGAACGACAUCAGAUGGACGGGAUCUCACGGACAGGAGACCAUCCAGGAGCUGCCGGACAAAGACCAUUUCGCAGGAUAUGUCUUCAUAGAUAAAGCAUGGCCUCUUUUCAUUUUGUUUUCCUUCUCAGUUGGAAGGAUCACAAGGACUUUGUGUGAGAUAAGAAGACCAUGAAUAUCUCCAAGCUUAUGUGACUCUUUAACUUCAAAACAACUGUGUAUGAGAAAGAGAGAGACAGAGAACGUGGGCUGAGUUUUUCUUCAGUCUGUGUCACUUUAACACUCCAGUUGAGUCAUUCCCCAAAACACAGGAAACGAAUAUCAAGGACACGACAUGAUCCCUUUGUCUUUGUCUCUGUGGCCGCGCGCGUGCGAGAGAAAUCGUUGGUGUGGCGAUUAUCGACGAUAACAAACGAUGGCAACAAAAGACAAGUGAAUCAUCCGAGUCUAAUACAGUAAUCACUACAGAAAAGACAGGUCUUCUUUACGAGCUUCCGGAAAUCGGGAACCGAAAAAUCUUGGACAUUUAACACGAACAUACACCGAGUCCCAACAAUAUAUCGCGAAUUCGUAAAAGUAUCAGUUCCGGGUCAGAUUUACAUGCAGCCAUUCCAAUGGUGUAACGGUAAGAAGAUCCACAGCAAACCCUGCUGCCUUUGUGGAUUAGGACUGCAGCGUUCACACUGCGAUAUGUCGUCGGAGGAGCUGUACCAUUUGCCGCUCAACGUCUAUGUCAUCGUGCUGGGCAUUGGCUUGUUCAUAUUUAUGCUCAGCGUCAUCUUCUGUUGCUACCUGUUCAGGUUGAAGCAACAAGACACAAGACAGCAGUACAGCUACAAUGAGGUGGUGCUGAAAGGGGCAGGGAAGAAGCUGAGCCUUCUUGGACAACCCUGUGCUGUGUGUCUGGAGGAAUUUAAAGCCCGAGAUGAGCUGGGCAUGUGUCCAUGCUCACACACCUUCCAUAAGAAGUGCCUGUUGAAAUGGCUGGAGAUUCGCAGUGUUUGCCCCAUGUGCAACAAGCCCAUCAUGCGCCUGCACAACACACCCCGUGGAGCAGAGGGGCCACAAGACCCUGAGGAGGUGUGAGCCUUUAAAAAAUAAAUAAACAAACAAAUAAAUAAAUAAAUAUUAAAAAAAAAAAAAAAAAGGCACAAGCCCAAAGACGUUGGGCCACACCCAUGUUUAUCGUCUCCACAACUGCCAUACAAGAUGAGCACACAAGAUCUGACCACCACAACUGGAGGAGACGAAAUACAACCUUCAUAUGCACCAACCCCUGGAAGCCUCAUGGACUUGAGAAGUAGCACGUGAUUGGCAAAUAUUUUUGGUUCUUGCCAUUUAUUUGAGUUUGUGAUUAGACCAGUGUUCCUUAGCAAGGUGCGAGAAGUGCACUGCGGGUGAGA
This is a messenger RNA of Neoarius graeffei (lesser salmon catfish), 1922 nucleotides long. RefSeq lists its product as uncharacterized. Bases 1120 to 1605 code for a protein of 161 amino acids. Gene Ontology annotation, molecular function: ubiquitin protein ligase activity. Gene Ontology annotation, cellular component: endomembrane system. The record is from RefSeq and is a predicted model, not a curated record. The transcript has 6 exons. Lineage: Eukaryota; Metazoa; Chordata; Actinopteri; Siluriformes; Ariidae.